Messenger RNA from Dreissena polymorpha, 2341 nucleotides. RefSeq lists its product as uncharacterized. Gene Ontology annotation, molecular function: protein binding. Bases 345 to 2189 code for a protein of 614 amino acids. NCBI's taxonomy places the organism in Eukaryota, Metazoa, Mollusca, Bivalvia, Myida, Dreissenidae. The transcript is spliced from 16 exons. The record is from RefSeq and is a predicted model, not a curated record.
CUUAACGUUAUCUAUCUAUACUUAUCUAUGUUUCAAGCCUUCAAGCCGUCUGCAAUCCACCGUGUGCAAAGGGUGGAACGUGUACAAACCUAUAUGCGUGUUCUUGCCCAAGCACAUCGACGGGCUAAUACUGCUGGAAUCUAACGUGCUCUUAUCAGCGCCCGUGCUAUCCGGGGGAAUGCAUAGAUCAGACCACGUGCAAAUGUUAAACUGGGUUUACUUCUAAUAAAACGGAAGAUGGUUGCAUCAAUUUUCAGGAAUCAGAAAAUCGUCUCCGGCCUUUAAUUGGCGAAUCCAAUGUGACAAUAAAGGACAUUCGAAGAGCAUAUAAUCGGGUCAACUACAUGUUUGUGUUAGAGGUAUCGGAUGUGAACUCGUCCAUCGUCUGGAGCAACCAGAAGAGAUUCAACUACUUACAAUUUGAAAUGAAGGCCAUCUUUGAUGGCCUUGAUAACCUUCUCAAUCGUCCGGUAUACGUCCACGACUCCAAAAUGGGUAUAGUUCAAAACAUCAUCACCGCCAAUGUCAGCAUAAUACCAAGAGCUGGAGGUAUAAUUCGGGACUAUGGCUACUUUAAGGAAUACCCCUGUAAAGAAGGAUAUAACAGAGAAAACCCAUACGAAGAGAGUGCAAAGUGUGUCAUCAAUGACGAUCAGUUUGUGACACUUAUCGAACAUGGGGACUGGGUGACAGUCAAGUUUCGGUCAACUAGUGGUGGGUUUCAGAAAUUCUUUAACAUCGACAACCAAGCAAUGCCCUACAUGACAAAUUACUAUAGUGGACUUUCAUUCAUUAAAACGGUUGAAUUCCGAUUUGACUUCAAAGGCCCCAAACACUGCUCAGAAGUGGAUAAAAGAACCUGUCCGUUCGGUGCUACAAUAUUGGAUAUACCGGACCUUUUAAGAAAUGGACCAAUAAUACCUCGAUGGCUGGGCUGGACCGAUACCUUGUCAGGGGUUGGAGAAUACUACAUGGAAGUGUUCAAACUGGGGCCCAACAGGGUCGGGCGGCUUGUGGAGACAACGCCAACUAAUCCUAUAUUCUCUACCACAGUGCUGCACACUAACGGCACCAUCAAAUACCCUCAAUACGCGCCAUCUGGGUCAGGCAUGUACAGAUAUGUAGCAGACGCUCUGGAUGACAACGAAGAGCCUUUAACCCGUAAAGCGAUCCCGAACUUUCACGGUAUCGUCAAGUAUGAAAUUGUCUUUGUGCAGACAGUCGAUGCUACGCAGCCCAUUUUAGGUUGGACAGAGAUAUCCCUGAAGGAGUCAUUUUCUACUCAGAGACCUUUGGAAGAUGGAGACCGACUCCGAGUGUGGGUUCGAGCCACAGACUUAAUGGGGAAUCAAAGGGCGGACAGCACCAUCAUCAAGGUGGAUGGUUCCAAACCACGUCUGCAUGCUUACACGUCAAAAGUAGAACUUAAUACUGUAAACGGACCGUACAAAUAUAGUUCAAAGGUCGUAUUCUCGGCUUCUGAUAAUGAUAGCGGCGUUCAUAUGAUCGGUUUCGAUAUAUUUGUGGGGACAAAUCCGAACAAUUUUGCAACAAUGAAAAAGUCAAUCGAAGAUGCAGAAUGCCGUAAUGUGGACGGAGUGUGUUUCCUGUCGAGCCAGACCGUGUUUCUGGACAACUGUUGGAUGCUGGUGGGAAGGACUUAUCUAGACAAAAUGUCUGCUAUUGUCAACGUGACGGCAUACAACCAAGCCAUGUUGGGCACAUCUGCAACGAUCAAUUUAGGACCAGUAAACAAGUUGCUGGGUCUGGAGAAAUAUGACGGUCCUAAGAAUCCCCGCAUAGUAACCAAGACUCACACAGGCUUUCGUAUCACGUGGAAUUUGCCAGAGAAACAAUCUUGCUACGGAAGAGCAGACAUUUUGAUCAUUCUCUCCAGGAAGACCGCAAAAGGAGAAGCCGUACUUCAUAUGUACUAUACGCCGGGUACCAGUAAUCACUUCGACAUUCUUGGGCUCAACCCAGAGACAGAAUACACACUGGGACUUAAUUUUCAGGCUCCCGGGACAAUGGCACAGCAGACAUACUUCCUAACUACAAAGACGGGUGCGUACGAGCCUCCUAAUGACUCUAGCUCGUACUCAGGCGACGAUGGUCCGGUAUCCCCAGCGUUUACGUUGCACAUCAUAAUAUCUACACACCUCUGUGUGCGAUGGUUUUCGAAACAGUGACAUUGAGCUGGUAUCAAUACAUUUAACAUGUGUUGAAAUAUAUAUUUGUACGACAUGCAACAUUGUAACGUCUAAACUUUAACUAUGUACUUUUUUUAUUGUAUAACCUUAUUCACAUUUAACACGUAAAUGUUCAUUUAUUGCCUGUAUGU